AUGACUUUGAACUCACAAUCCGCAACAUUAAUCAAAGAAAUCAAGUCAUAAAACGAUACCGUGGGAGAUUUAGAUUCCAAAGGACACGCUUGCGACUUGAGAGUCUCCCAUACUUCCGUUACAUUCACGACUUCCAACUCUCACUAUCACACUCACUCCACACAACUAUUACAAAAUUACAAACUACUUUUAACAAACUACUAAAUUCCCAAUUCUCUUCGUUCAUACUGAUUACUCCCCGGAAAAAAAAAAUAAAAAAAAUAAAAAAAUAAAAUUCAAACUCAAAAUCACAAACUUCAUUACUCCAGUUUUCUCAACAAAAAUGAAGACUCUAAAGCCUAAUUUCACACUAUCUCCAACUCCACCCCUCUCAAAAUCCUCAUUUUCUCAAUCAAAAUCAACCCAAAAUCUAAGGAAAUGUUCCCAUUAUUUAAGGGUAUAUACCCUUAAUCCCAUUUCAUGUUCUUCUUCUAAUAAGGUAUCACCCCCUUCUGCUCGAACUUCAUCUUCUUCUUCGACUUCUUUAGUGGUUUCUGGGGUGGGUCCCACAAGGUUCAAGGGUCAUUCUUGGAAUUCUGAGAUCAUGGAGGAAUUCCUAGAAAAGGUUAUCUAUCGAUGUCGAUUCGUGACAUUUCUUGGAGUAUUUGGUUCCUUGAUUGGGUCGAUUCUUUGCUUCAUCAAGGGUUGUGGUAUUGUGGCAUCGUCUUUCUAUGAAUACUUUGCACAGAGUGGGAAGGUGAUUGUCUUGGUGAUUGAGGCCAUAGAUAUUUAUCUACUGGGAACAGUGAUGCUUAUCUUUGGAAUGGGUCUCUAUGAGCUCUUUGUGUCCAACCUUGACAUUGCAAAGUCACUGUCAGAAGCGAAGCAUCAGCAUCGAUCAAGUUUAUUUGGCUUAUUCCCUUUAAUGGAACGACCAAGAUGGCUGGAAAUUAAGUCAGUAAGCGAGCUGAAGACUAAGGUAGGACAUGUAAUUGUGAUGCUGCUCCUGAUAGGGCUGUUUGACAAUAGUAAGAAAGCAGCUAUCCACUCUCCUACUGAUUUGCUUUGCUUCGCAGCUUCUGUUCUCCUUUGCUCUGGUUGUCUUUUUAUGCUCUCUAAGCUUAACGACUCAAAAUAAAUUUGGUACAUGAUGUUGUAACUAUAGUAAAAAAUGGCAUAUUAGCUAUUAGCAGCAUGCUUAUAGGAAAUGUUUUACCCCUUAAAGCUGUACUGGAAUCAUAUGUAUAUAUAUAGGCUGUUAUGGAAUGGGAAAUUAUAAUAAUUGAUCAGAUAACCCAGCAUAAGCUGUGCAUUCCAAAAAUUGGCCAUAUAUUUGUUUUCCAACCUUGUGAUGUUGGUUGGAAAAAUUGGGAGGGGGGAGGAUAUUUGACCCUGCAACCUAUUGUACACUUGUUCUCGAACCUUUAGCAUUAAACCAAGACUUGGUCAUUGGUGUACAUAGUAUGUAGCUUAUAUGUAUACAUGUGCCUUUUAAAGUUUUUA
Messenger RNA from Chenopodium quinoa (quinoa), 1482 nucleotides. RefSeq lists its product as uncharacterized. Bases 323 to 1117 code for a protein of 264 amino acids. The transcript is spliced from 5 exons. The record is from RefSeq and is a predicted model, not a curated record. NCBI's taxonomy places the organism in Eukaryota, Viridiplantae, Streptophyta, Magnoliopsida, Caryophyllales, Amaranthaceae.